Messenger RNA from Kwoniella shivajii, 3570 nucleotides. RefSeq lists its product as uncharacterized. Gene Ontology annotation, biological process: regulation of DNA-templated transcription. The transcript is spliced from 17 exons. The record is from RefSeq and is a predicted model, not a curated record. NCBI's taxonomy places the organism in Eukaryota, Fungi, Basidiomycota, Tremellomycetes, Tremellales, Cryptococcaceae. Gene Ontology annotation, molecular function: DNA-binding transcription factor activity, RNA polymerase II-specific; zinc ion binding. Bases 1 to 3570 code for a protein of 1189 amino acids.
AUGGCUACAGAGGAAACGAAAAAGAAGCGACGACAGAACGUUGCGUGCGAUGGGUGCAAAUUUCGAAGAGUCCGAUGUGAUCUCUCUGACUUACUGGCUUCUCGUCCUUCUUCAUCAUCGUCUUCUCCGACUCCGCUCAGCUCACUGGUAGAGCAACAUCCAGAGGUAGGCUGUACGAAUUGUAAGAGUAAGGGAAUCAAUUGCUCGACAAAAGGUAUAAGGGAGCCUACGAGACCAAACAAGGGUGGGAAAAGGAUUGAUCGGGCCAGAAAAGAAUUCGGUGGAGAAGCCGACGUCAGAUUAGGUAACGUUGAUGGGAUACAGCAACUUGAAGAGGACGGAUUAGAACAAGAUGAUACUGGAUGGAAUAUAACGGGUGGAUUAAAUCAAGGAUUAGAUCAGAUCCCUUUUGACCCUUCAGAAUUCCUUGAUAUCCUCCCGCCAAAUUCUGUCACUCAAGAGUCUUCACUGCCCAAUCCAGCUUUAUUAAAUGAUCACAAUCCUCAACCUCCAUUUUCAACAAUAUGGUCCGACCUCCCAGCUCAUCAAACCCCCUUUCCACCCUUUGAUCCCUCCGUUUUCGAUGUCAAUCCAUCAUCUGUUCCUCUCGUAUCUGAUCUCACCUCAUCCCAUCCUCUACCGCCUAAUUCACUUUCCAGCGUACAUACAUCUGAAUCUUAUCAAUCAACUGCUCCCGGAACACCUGGCAAUUUCUCAGAAGCGGCAUUGAUAUGGCGACAAUUUGCCAAUAAUCGGAAAGAAGCCAUUCAUCUUGUUCAUACCACCGGUCUUACCCCUGGAGCAGAUGGAGUGCAGCUCAGCGAAGAGGAUAAUCUGCCUGACAGCUUAGAAGAGAGACUUGUAGCUCAGAUGUCUGAAGUGUCAGAGCAUGGUUCUCAUCAAUCCACCGAUCUACCAGAUCCUUUUAAUGGUAGACUUAUGAGUCCAAUCGUAUCAGUAUCGACUCGAAAAUCUGGAUACAACCAAGAGAAACCGCCCUUGGUUGAUACAGACUAUCAGAGAACUCCCGGUGGUGAAGGAAGAAAAAGAAAUAGAUCAGUGUACGAUAACGGUAGAGAUGGAAAGGUAGCUUUGGUCUCACAAAACCCAUGGAAACUGUUCGCUUCCGACUCGUCAUCUCACACGGUGAGAUGGGGUAGGAAUGAAGCCGUCUCGGAGAUAUUAGCAGAUAAGAUGUUGGGCAUGGCACUAGGUAACCAUCUUGUUAAAACUUUCUUCCAAGCUGUUCAUCUGUCUUAUCCUGCAAUCAGUCCAGAAUCAUUCUAUCUUGAAUGGGCCAGGGCAGGUCAAAGAUCAGACCGUAUGACUCCAUCUCAAGAAGCAUUGUGUGCAGUGAUUGAAGCUUGGGGUGCUAGGUAUUCGGAUUCUCCGGUUGUACUAGGACUGAGCGAAGCCAAAGCAAAUACUGCUCCAAAAGUUAUUCAAGCCGAUGGUACUUUCAUACCCGGCACGCGCGCUCGUACACAUUGGGGUCGUGCUCGUCUGGCCGCUUGCAAAGCUUUAUUGGAUCGCGCAAAACGCCUGAUUGACGAAAAUGGGAUUUACAGGCAACCCAGCAUUACUGGGGUCCAGGCACUGACUUUAUAUAGUCAGCUAAUGCAUAUGACGGAUCAAAAAGUACUUGAUAAUGAUCAUUGCUUACAGACUCGCAUGGUACAUUGCACUAUCAUCGAACAAAUGUCGAUACUGGGCUUGAUGUGGGAUGCAGACGGACCUAUCGUAACCGACGAUACCGAGGCGGCAAUCAGCUUUUCGCAGUUGCAGAUGAAACAGAGGCGGUUGUUCUGGACGCACAUGGUUGGAGACGCUUUCUUUUCAGCCUCCAUAGGCAUGUUACCUAAAAUUCCACAAGAAGAUGUAGAUGCUGCCGGAGAAUGGAUCGAAAUCGUUCGAGAAAGAUUACCUCAUUCCUCCUUCAAGCUGUUGGCAUUCUUCUUAUCCAUAUAUCAUCGAUUAGGGUUAGCAGGACGAGAAGUCGCUGUGAAAGUCUCGUAUCCUCUACGUAAAAAGGGAUCGGCGGACGUGGGCAAGAUUUGCAUGGCAGUGAGAAGGAUUUGGAAAGAUAUCAGAGGUAUCAACAAAGAUCUGAUUGUUCAUUCUGCUGAUCUGAUGGGCGCCUGUCAUAAAGAUGAUCUGCUUGGUUUCUCACCGUUGAACUUUUUGGCGAACCUUCGGCUUUCCUGUCCAUUCCUCCUACUUGUGAUCCAUCAACUCAUUCGUGAUCAAUUGGCAUUCUGGAAGGAAGUACAUCCUACCCCAGCAUUUAUUACGACUCCUUCAGACGGUUCUGGUAAUUCUCAUUCCUCAUCUCCGACCUACUCUGAUCCGUCUUCUGCGACAUCCGGACAGCCUAGAAAGAACAGGGCGGGCAAAGAAAAUGUGGAACUGUUAGAGCGUUUGAACAAAGAAAGCGUGGAUGCUUUGCUACUCAGUUGUAGAGGACAAGUCAGGAUGCUCGAGUCAAUCAUACCCACUGGGGUUAUACAGUCCGCAUCAAUUAUGUUACGUGUCUUGAUCGCUACUGCUCAAUUGCUUGCAGAGGUACCAACGAAUGAACAGGGUUAUCCCGAUAUUACACCCGGUGGAUAUGGCUGGACUUGGAAUACAAAGCAGGCAGAGGUGAACAUCUGUGUUGAGGCGUUGCAUCAAGUCGGAUGGGCGUGGGCAGACGUUGGAGACACCCUUGAUUCAGUAGCAUUGACGAUGGAACGUAUGACUCCCUCUCCAGAUAUCCUGGCCGCUUAUACGGCAAAACAACAGGACUCUGAGAGCAAACCAAGCAAUGAGAUAAUCAGAAUGAGGGAGGAAGAUAAUAAGGCAAGUGAGAAAUCAGUGAAUGCGGUUUUAGCAUUCUGGCCUCCAAUAUCUAUCCCACAACUUAUCGAAAAAGCAUUAAGCAGGAAUCGGAAUGCGAUGUUCGAAACAGGUCUACCGGGUAUGACGAAUCAUUUGCAGCAAACUAGAUGGAACAAGAGCCCCGCUCGUACAGGAGUCAGAGGAAGACCCAUUCAACCUUCACUGAUACCGAUUCCACCCGAUACCUCGAGGGGAGAUGGCAGCAUACCUUCGGAUCCUACUGAUUCUCGAUCACACUAUUUUCAUGACGAAACCAAGUAUAACGGCAACGAACGGAUUGGUGAAGGUAUCAGACCUGCUAGUAUGACAUUUAGUGGAAUGAAUGAGGGUUUGUUCGAACAAAGUGCAGAUCAAUCUAUGUCAAACGCAGACCCUCAACUUCCAUAUUGGAUAGCUUUUCAACAAGCUGCAAAUCUCGCUAGUGAUCAAAAUGUACCCACUCUGCAAGAUACAGCUUUCCAAUAUCCUGAUUUUCAAUCGAGCGAGAAUCUAUCGUUUAUCAAUCCGCAAACUGAAUUUUGGGCCCAAAAUCAACUGCCGGCAAACGCACAUCUUUUCGGCUCUACUCAACUGCAAACUCCCGCAAAUGUCGACACAGGUACAGGUAUAGGAACAAACGAAUUGGACGUAGAAGCUUUCUUGACCGAACUAGGAUUAGAUCAAAUGCCUCUAACUGGUCAGAAUGGGUCAUAG